CCCCUCUGUAACAGAGAACCCGGCAAGCGGACGAACCAGUGGGGUAACUGGUGGAAAAUGGCGCUGUCUCAAGGAACAAAGAAAAAAGUUUGCUAUUAUUAUGACGGUGACGUGGGGAACUAUUACUACGGCCAAGGCCAUCCCAUGAAACCCCACCGCAUCCGCAUGACGCACAACCUCCUCCUCAACUACGGACUGUACAGGAAAAUGGAGAUCUACAGACCGCAUAAAGCCAGCGCUGAAGAGAUGACCAAGUACCACAGUGACGACUACAUCAAGUUCCUGAGGUCCAUCCGCCCCGACAACAUGUCUGAGUACAGCAAGCAAAUGCAGAGAUUUAACGUCGGCGAGGACUGUCCCGUUUUUGAUGGUCUGUUUGAGUUUUGCCAGCUCUCAACGGGCGGCUCGGUCGCUGGAGCGGUGAAGCUGAACAAGCAGCAGACAGACAUUGCCAUCAACUGGGCCGGUGGACUCCACCACGCCAAGAAGUCUGAGGCUUCGGGUUUCUGCUACGUCAACGACAUCGUCCUGGCCAUCCUGGAGCUGCUGAAGUACCACCAGAGGGUGCUGUACAUAGACAUAGACAUCCACCAUGGCGAUGGAGUAGAGGAGGCCUUCUACACCACAGACAGAGUCAUGACGGUUUCCUUCCACAAAUACGGGGAGUACUUCCCUGGCACCGGGGAUUUGAGGGACAUCGGGGCAGGAAAGGGCAAGUACUACGCGGUGAACUACCCGCUAAGAGACGGCAUUGAUGAUGAAUCGUACGAAGCCAUCUUCAAACCUAUCAUGGCUAAAGUCAUGGAGAUGUACCAGCCAAGCGCCGUGGUUCUGCAGUGUGGAGCCGACUCUCUGUCCGGGGACCGGCUGGGCUGCUUCAACCUCACCAUCAAAGGCCACGCCAAGUGCGUCGAGUACAUCAAAAGCUUCAACCUACCUCUGCUGAUGCUGGGCGGAGGCGGCUACACCAUCCGCAACGUGGCGCGCUGCUGGACCUUCGAGACGGCCGUGGCGCUGGACUCCUCCAUCCCCAACGAGCUGCCCUACAACGAUUACUUCGAGUACUUCGGGCCCGAUUUCAAGCUGCACAUCAGCCCGUCCAACAUGACCAACCAGAACACCAACGAGUACCUGGAGAAAAUCAAGCAGCGCCUCUUCGAGAACCUCCGCAUGCUGCCCCACGCCCCCGGCGUCCAGAUGCAGGCCAUCCCCGAGGACGCGCCUCACGCCGACAGCGGGGACGAGGACGAGGAAGACUCCGACAAGCGCGUCUCCAUCCGCGCCCACGACAAGAGGAUAGCCUGCGAGGAGGAGUUCUCGGACUCUGAGGACGAGGCCGAGGGGCAAGGAGGGGGCCGCAGGAACGCCGCCAACCACAAAAAGGCCAAACGAGUGAAGAAGGAGGAAGAGAAGGAAGGAGAGGAAAAGAAAGAAGUGAAAGAGGAAGAGAAAGAAGAGGAGAAGAUGGACACAUCCGGACCAAAGGAGGAGAUCAAGACAACUUGAAGUGACGCUGAAGGAGAUAUGGAUGUCCUCCCCCCCACAGAUUCCCGUUUUACCUCACGCAGCAAAGAGGAUCUUUUUCUAUCCCUGUUUAACUUUGUUCUUGCAGACAAGCCUGGUUUAUAUUGUUUACAUGAGUCGAGCAGCAGGUGGCUGGGAGGUUGCAUAUAAGGCUGACCGUCAGCCCCGCCCACCUGUCACUAAUGAGAUGUUAAAUCCCCCCAAACCCCUGUGAGCCGCCGGAGUCAGAGAUGUAAAGGUCUCACCCGCAAAAAGACUCUCCUGGUAGUUUUUCUAACUAUUUAUGAUGCAUUAGUCCGGCGGCUCCACCGUACCGCUCCCUUCGUCAGUGAAUGCAUGCUCAGCAUCAUCUCACCGUCAGCAUGUACAUAUUUUAGUCCCCCCCCACCCCCACCUAUCUCUGCUCAUUAAGUUAUUUUAAAUCAUGUUUUCAGUCGGCUCAUCUUCCCGCUCCGUGAACGUGUUUCCUUCCUGUGCCGUUUUUAUGUCCGGGCGUGUGAAGCUCUCCAGAGGCUCGCGUCGCUGAGCAAAUGACUUCUUUUAGAGAUUUUGUAUCGUUUUACAGAAAAAGUAGAGAAGGCCCGCCAGCGGCUUUCAGUGUGGCUGGAAUUGUAUCCUUGUGAAAUGUGCAUCAUAUCUUUGUCAUAAAAAAAUUAAAGAAAAAAAAAAA
Molecule: messenger RNA, 2194 nt
Organism: Fundulus heteroclitus (mummichog)
Lineage: Eukaryota; Metazoa; Chordata; Actinopteri; Cyprinodontiformes; Fundulidae
Gene: hdac1
Product: histone deacetylase 1
Exons: 12
Coding region: 58-1506 (482 amino acids)
Molecular function (GO): histone deacetylase activity
Source: RefSeq, a predicted model, not a curated record